This is a messenger RNA of Oreochromis aureus, 2338 nucleotides long. It is a transcript of the gene mab21l1, whose product is annotated as mab-21-like 1. Lineage: Eukaryota; Metazoa; Chordata; Actinopteri; Cichliformes; Cichlidae. The record is from RefSeq and is a predicted model, not a curated record. The transcript has a single exon. Bases 375 to 1454 code for a protein of 359 amino acids.
CCGGGCGUCUGCGUCAAGAGGACACACUCCACUCUGCGCAAUUACGCGGACUCUUAACUGGCACAGUGAUCAGACAAAAACGAAAAAGGCAUUUCUACUGAACAAGACUGAAAUGGACUUUUAAUCACGACACCCUGAUAAUUUCGAGGACUUGCUUUGAACACUUCAAUGCAGUUUACGGCACACCAGCUGUGAAUGUUGUGAUAUGAUUUUUACGCGUGUGCUCUGAGCACAGCUUAUUUGUUUUAUAAAUAUACUUUUUCUUUUUAGGUAGCUUUCUUUCUUCUCUAAAAUUGGCUCCCGUACAAACAGCCGCGUUGGAUCCUUCGGCUUACUGCGAGACUCCGGUGUAUAACCCGGAUCUCUGCCCUAAUAUGAUAGCCGCCCAGGCAAAGUUGGUGUAUCACCUCAACAAAUACUACAACGAGAAAUGUCAGUCUCGGAAAGCAGCCAUCGCCAAAACCAUCCGAGAGGUGUGCAAGGUGGUUUCGGAUGUCCUGAAGGAGGUGGAGGUGCAGGAGCCCCGCUUCAUCAGCUCUCUCAGCGAGAUGGAUAAUCGUUUCGAGGGACUGGAGGUCAUUUCGCCCACCGAAUUCGAGGUUGUGCUCUAUCUGAAUCAGAUGGGAGUAUUCAACUUUGUGGACGACGGGUCCAUUCCCGGCUGCGCCGUCCUCAAACUCAGCGAUGGCCGCAAGAGAAGCAUGUCUCUGUGGGUCGAAUUCAUCACAGCCUCCGGUUACCUCUCUGCGCGCAAGAUCCGGUCGAGAUUUCAGACACUGGUGGCGCAGGCAGUAGACAAAUGCAGCUACAGAGAUGUUGUCAAAAUGGUCGCUGACACAAGUGAAGUGAAGCUGCGCAUUAGAGACAGAUAUGUGGUACAAAUCACGCCGGCUUUCAAGUGCACUGGCAUCUGGCCACGGAGCGCUGCGCACUGGCCCCUGCCUCACAUCCCCUGGCCGGGACCUAACAGGGUGGCAGAAGUCAAAGCGGAAGGUUUCAAUCUUUUAUCCAAAGAGUGCUACUCCCUGAACGGCAAGCAGAGCUCAGCAGAGAGCGACGCCUGGGUCCUGCAGUUCGCCGAGGCCGAGAACCGACUCCUUCUGGGUGGAUGCAGGAAGAAGUGCUUGUCUGUCCUCAAAGCGUUGCGAGACCGUCACCUCGAACUGCCCGGGCAACCACUGAACAACUACCACAUGAAAACCUUGGUUUCCUACGAGUGUGAAAAGCAUCCCAGGGAGUCGGACUGGGAUGAGAACUGCCUCGGCGAUCGCCUGAACGGGAUACUAUUGCAACUUAUUUCGUGUUUGCAGUGCAGAAGGUGCCCUCAUUAUUUCCUGCCCAAUUUAGACCUAUUUCAAGGAAAACCUCACUCUGCUCUAGAGAAUGCAGCCAAACAGACUUGGCGACUGGCGAGAGAAAUACUGACCAACCCCAAAAGCUUGGAGAAACUCUGAGGUAAAAAUAAAAUAUAUUAGUUCACCUCGUCUUAAAAAUGUUUUGAAGAGGCCUAAUGAGCUCCUAAACGGACACAAAAUAUUGCCAACCGAUUUGCAAGUCUUGUGAAAUGUGACUGUCCUCUGUUGUUAUGUUUUGGCCUAGCCUGUUUCAAGAUGAUUUGCUUUUUUAAAUAACAGCUUAGCUUGUCACUCUCCCCGUGCACCUUUUGGAGGUGUCAAUACUUAAAUUUAAAUUAUUGGCUAAUCCAGGAGGCCACCUCAGAAGUGGUUCCUUUCCUCUCCGUGUCACACGGUUGCCUAAAUCCUGCAUUUCCUCAAACGCUUUAGAAAAAAGCCCCGAGACAACCUUUGGAAAAACAAAAAAUCACAUCUGUACAUUUUAUACUGUAAAUACAUUCAUAGAUUGUGAUUCGAGUGGUCUGAAAUUGUGACUGUUGUUCUGUGACACGUAAAUAGGAUCCACCUGUUUAAAUCUACUUCUGAACUUUUUUUUCUUUAUCUGGUAGAAACGUUUUUAAUUUAUACUUGCAUCAGUGGUAGUCUGAUUCACCUGUUUCAAUGGACUUUUUCUAAUUUUUAAAAGUUUACAUUUUGAUGGUAGGCGUACGGCAUUUUGUUACAUUGAAAACAUUCCAUCGAUUUACUUGAAUUAUUAUUUAAAGUACAACCAUUUGAAUUGUUUUUCUCUACCGUGCUUAGGCCUACAUGAUUUAAAAAGAAAAGAAAAGAAAAUGAUAACAUAUAUAUAGUAUAAAUAUAUAUUACAGUUUAAUUGGAAAAAAAAUGCACUUGAAAUACACUGGAUUAUAACAUCUGUGAUCUGUUUUUUUAUUUCUGUCUUUGAUCUAAUUUAAAGAGCUAAUAAAACGAGCUGUUUUAUA